Messenger RNA from Lycium ferocissimum, 1284 nucleotides. Its product is annotated as F-box/FBD/LRR-repeat protein At1g13570-like. The record is from RefSeq and is a predicted model, not a curated record. The transcript has 4 exons. Lineage: Eukaryota; Viridiplantae; Streptophyta; Magnoliopsida; Solanales; Solanaceae. The coding region runs from base 1 to 1284 and encodes 427 amino acids. Gene Ontology annotation, molecular function: protein binding.
AUGAUGCCUCAUAAGGGAAGAAAGCAUUGUUUACUGCCUGACGUCCUUAGCAACCUUCCUGAUAAUGUAAAAGAUGUCAUUCUGAUGUGUCUGCCUUGUAAAGAUGCUGUGAGGACAAGCAUUUUAUCGAAAAAAUGGAGGUAUAACUGGUGUAGACUUAUAGAGUUGUCGCUUGAUGAAUCCCUUUGGGAAACAAAAAAGGACUUAUUAAACCCUACAAUUAAAUUUACCAAGAUUAUCUACCAGCUUUUAACCCUUCAUGAAGGACCCAUUACUAAGUAUAGCCUCGACAUUGGUUUUCUAAAAUCCUGUCCUAAGAUUGACAACUUCAUAUAUUUCCUAUCUAGGAAUCACAUUCAACAACUUGUUCCUCGGCUCUCGGGGGGUAAACUGUACAACUUGCCUUCUUCUGUUUUCACAUGUUCGCAACUAAGGCAUCUAACUCUUCAUAACUGCUUAAUACAUCCUCCGUCGGCCUUUCGAGGAUUUGAUAAGUUAAUUAGCUUGGAAAUAUGUAGAGUCACAAUUUCCUCUGAAUCGCUGGAAAGUUUAAUAUCUCAUUGCCCGUUGCUUGAGCAAUUGGUUCUGAGAAUCCCAGAAAUGUUUAUCAUAGUUGAAAUUAAUGCACCCAUGCUGAGAUCGUUUGAUUUCACAGGCUAUAUAAGUUCUGUCUGCCUAAAGAAUGUCCCUCGUCUAGUAAAAGCAUCUCUGGCAUGUUGUGAAUUGUAUGUACAUGAUCUUGACUUAGCAGAGGUUUUCGAGUCUUGUUCUUCUCUCGAGCACCUUAAAUUUUUCCUAGUUUGUUCCUGGAAAAGAUAUCAAGCACCAACAAGGCUUCCAUUUGAUAUUACCAGUGUCAAGAUACUUUACCUGCUUGGUAUUAUGCUGUUUAAAUCAUCAUAUGAGCUCCCAUAUGCUCUUUGCUUGAUAAGAAGCUUCCCAUAUUUAGAGUAUCAAGAAAUUAAGGUUUACUAUGAAGAUGAAGAGAAUGAUUGUAUUCUAGAAUGCCUUGAACUCGAACGUUUCUCAGAUGUGACAUUUAAUCAACUUAGGGAAGUUAAGCUAGAACGCUUUGGAGGAACCAUACCUGAGAUGCAGCUUAUCAAGCUUUUGUUAGCCAACUCACCGGUGUUGGUGAAAAUGCUAAUCGAUACACGUGAUCUAGAUGAUGAACCUCUUGACACAAGAUUAAAGAUAUUCGCUGAGGUAUCAAUAUUUUUGCGUGCAUCACCUAAAGCAGAAGUAGUCUACAUAAAUUUAAGCAGAUCAGGAUCUUUGGCUUAG